Molecule: messenger RNA, 2203 nt
Organism: Scleropages formosus (Asian bonytongue)
Lineage: Eukaryota; Metazoa; Chordata; Actinopteri; Osteoglossiformes; Osteoglossidae
Gene: rassf7a
Product: Ras association domain family member 7a
Exons: 7
Coding region: 704-1975 (423 amino acids)
Biological process (GO): signal transduction
Source: RefSeq, a predicted model, not a curated record
CUUAACUUAACGUUGCAAUUUGCCUUGGAAAAACGUGUCACUUGAAUGAGGAAUUUCAACAGCCAGCAACGGUGUGUUUCCAUUGCUUAGCUGACACCUUACCUAAGCACCGUACACGGUAUUAUUAUGUGUAAUUCGUACUGAUGGCGCGUACUCUGGCGCCACAGCACGCUGAUCAGCGCGGGGCUGGAACCAGCAAGCUGAAGGCUUCAGGCCACAAGGUUCUGUCCUCGCCCGCCAGGAUACGUGCCGCUUCGGGCGGUGUUGUUUCCAAACUUUCACAAUCGCCGGUCUUGCUGCUCCAUUCCGCCAUUCGCGCCCGCUCCUUCAAGCUUCACGCCGCACCACAAGCUGUGCGCUCGGGUCGCCGUCGCGCGUUGCCAUGGCAGCGGGAGGGCACGCGAGCGGACCCGUUGCCGGGAGCGACCGGCAGGAAGUAGCCGCCGAGUCGAGGCAAGAUCAGCGCUCGAGACGGUCUGCUGAGCGCGCGCGCACGCGCGCGAGGAAACGACCGGGGGGAAAAACUUCGCAGGGAAGAGCGACAAGUUCUGAGACGCCCGGGACCUGCUUUCAGGAACUUAUCCACCCGUACCGCUGAAAGGAGAAACGGGAGCUUCAAGCAAAAGGACAUUUCAACAGCAGGGUGGGGCCAGUGCCAUGUGGCGGUGACAUCCUGCAGAGCCUUGCGAGCCUCCUGCUGGACAUGGAGCUCAAGGUGUGGGUGGAUGGAGUGGUGCGGGUGGUGUGUGGCCUCUCUGAAGAGACAUCCUGCCAGGAUGUGGUCAUCGCUCUCGCCCAAGCCAUUGGGCAGACGGGGCGGUAUGUUCUGAUCCAGAAGCUGCGGGACACAGAACGACAGCUACUGGCUGAUGAGAGGCCUCUAGAGUCGCUGGUGAAGCUUGGGCAGCAGGGUAAUGAAGUGCAAUUCUUCCUGCGGCGCACCGGGCCCAGCAGCAGCGAGGCGCUCAACACGGAACGAGGGCCUGUCCUGCCCAGACCCUCUGAGCCGGAGCCUCCCAAGCGUCGAGAGCCCAGAAAAGCCCACACCUUUAACCUGGGCCCCUCCAGCUCACCCCAAAGCAAAGUGAAGAAUUUUAAAAAGUCACCCCGAGACUCAUCUGAGAUGAGGGCUUCGCCCUGUCUGCCAGGCCCCACUCCCGGGCCUGCCUUCUCGGCAGGUUUAUCCAAAGAGGACUUGUUCCGGCUCAUCCUGCAGCAGCAGGAACAGCUGCGUGAGCUGGAGAUGCAGCUAACAACAGUGGAGGGAGAAGUGUUGGUGUGGGAGCGUCCCCCUGGGCCAGAUCCUCGCUUGCAGGAGGAGCUGGACCGGCUGGAGCAGGUGGUGCGGAAGAACCACGCCGAACUGGGCCGCGAGGCCGCUUUGGAGGAGGAACUCCGUGCAGAGGGGGAACGCGAACGAGGGCUGCGGCGACACCUGGCCGAGUUGCGCACGUCUAUGGACGACUGCAACCGGCGGCUGCACGACUGCGCCACCCGCUCUGCCCACCUGGAGCGCGAGAUCCAACAGGAGAGCCGUCGGACCAAGUCCCGACCCGGUCCAGCUCAGGCCGGCCCCGAGGAGUCCCUCGGUAUGGUGAGAGCCAAGCUUCAGAGUCAGCAACGGCAAGGGGCCGAGCUGGAGGCUUCGCUGUCCGAGACGGAGCAGGCGUUGGGCAAAGCCGACGCGCUGCUUAAGGAGAGGAAUGAAGAGAUGGACGAACUGAACAAGGAGAUCCGUCAGUGUAACCUUCAGCAGUUCAUCCAGCAGACGGGUGUGCCCCCUGUGCCGUCGUCUUCGCACCCGGAGCAGCUGGAGGGCUAUAGCAACAGUGCAGGCCCUGUCCAGUACACCACAGAGUCGCCACCCCGUCCAACGGCCAAGCACUUUCUGGGGAACCCCCGCAACCUGCAGAACCCCCUCGUGUCCAGCCUCAACCCAGAGGUCCUGACAUCCAGAGAGUCGUCAUGGAGAUAAAACAGGGACCACAGGCCCAAGGACCACUGUACAGUUUAUUUCACCAUAUACUAUUCAAACCAUGCCCUUCUAACUAUUACCAUUAUUGUAAUUUUUAUGUGUACACAUAUAUAUUUGCAAAUUUUUCUACAUUGUGGAGUAUGUAUUUACUGUAAAAUAUUGUAUUAAAACAUUUACAAAAAUGACUGUAUAUAUAAAUAUAAUAAAGAUGACUGUCUUUUAGACAUA